UUUGAGCAUGACUCUGACAAAGAAGACUGUUAGCCAAAUAAAGUUAGAACUGGACGAUUUGGGUAUAGUAUACAGAAGUACUCUCCGUAAAGCUGAACUUCUUUCCCUGUUGGAGGCAAGUUUAACCCCAGUCACUGAAGAGUUGGAAAAGUCGGACCCUUACUCACCGCCCUACACCCGCCGAAGGACGACGAUGGCAACAGUAGAUUUACAAUCAGUGACCUCAAACCUACUGAAGCUAGAUAGCAGUCCUAUAAAACUAGAUGCCAGUCCUAUGAACCACGCCUCAGCUGUUAUCGACGAGCUGGAAUCUGCUGACCGUCAAUCAGAAGAGGUAAGUGUUGAUGUUCAGAUCACAAAGGAAGAUGUUGGUUCAGAUGAGCAUGUUGUUCUCCAAGAAGAACAAGUGACAGAGGAAACAGUGACAGAGGUUGAGGAACAGGUUAUCAGAAACGGAACUUCAAGUCCAGAAGAGGAGGAUGUCUCAGAUAUAACUGAUUCUGAUGAGGAACUUGAGAAAGAGGUGACUGAUCAGAAAGAGACCUUUAUCACUAAGACGACGUUUAAAAGAAGAUCACAGCGUAUCAAGAAGCAGCACGAAGCUUGUUCAGGAGCUCUCUUUAGUGACGACGAGUUACCGUCUCCAGAACCCCUGGUUGAGGUGGAUGGUCUCAGUACUACUAGCUCUCAGGACGAGAGAGCUGCUGAGAGAAAGAGUCUCGCCCUCAAAAUCUUCAUCGUAUUUAUUUUGUUGGCAGUUGUUUCCAACACACUCGCCUACCUCUACCUCUCCUAUCCGAGCAUUUCAGACACAAUUUCAGGAUUAUUCAAAUCAGCUGCUCAGCCUGAAAGCUCACCAACUGAAGAAUUAUAGACUCACAGAUCUGUACAUAUUACACUUAAUAUAGUCAAUUUUAUCACGGGAAGUCGCUAUCCAGUUGAGAAGUGAUCCACAAUUGAGGGUUAGGCACGAAAACCAGACAUAAUUGGAGUUACGAUUCAAGAGGAAGUGGUUUGUUAGUCGUGGACUUUCGUUCAGCUCAAAAUGAACCCUAGUGAGCUCUAUAAAUAACUAUACUGCCCUGAUUUGAACUCACUGAUGACAUAUCUGGACGAUAUAAAUACUAAACUGAACGGACCUCCGUAGAGAACUAGGAUCAAAGACAUUGCAAAUUGAAAUAAAUAUCUGUUCUUUUUAUUCAGUGCGGUCGUGACGAUGAUUUCAUUUAUAUUAUGUUGAAGCUAAAUGUAGAUAGGUUUAGUUCCUUAAGUAUUAAUUUAGUACAGUAUUAAUUUGUUCAGCACUAUUGUAAGACCGUAUUCUGUUAAAUAAAGUUAAGUAACAAUUAAAAGUAACUUAACGGAUAGUACAGCACCAGUUGUUUUCAUCAACAUUUUUUGCGUCAUUUUGUGCUCGAAUUGG
Molecule: messenger RNA, 1423 nt
Organism: Bolinopsis microptera
Lineage: Eukaryota; Metazoa; Ctenophora; Tentaculata; Lobata; Bolinopsidae
Exons: 8
Coding region: 8-874 (288 amino acids)
Source: RefSeq, a predicted model, not a curated record